AUGUUAUAUAACUCUACAGAAUCCACCGACAGAGUUCUGACGGGCACAAAGCGUAUAAGGAGUAGAGGCUGUCGUAAAAUCAGCGCUGUUGAAGUGAACACAGAAUGCAACUACAAGCCAGUGGCACAAAAGAAAAUGAACUUAGAGCUUAAAAAGCCUUGCCAUCAACUAACGAAAGUCAAGCCCGCAGGCUCUCGUCAGAGCAAGCAACGGGUCUCGGCCCCAUCAGGUCAACGUGGGACAAGUUCUCAUGGAAUCACCCGUGGAAAAAGCCCUGGCUUACAAAGAUAUGUCAAGAAAACCCACUUUUGCGACGCCAACCAGGAACUCUUUUACAUCUGGAAGUAG
This is a messenger RNA of Lobosporangium transversale, 348 nucleotides long. RefSeq lists its product as hypothetical. The coding region runs from base 1 to 348 and encodes 115 amino acids. The record is from RefSeq and is a predicted model, not a curated record. The transcript has 3 exons. NCBI's taxonomy places the organism in Eukaryota, Fungi, Mortierellomycota, Mortierellomycetes, Mortierellales, Mortierellaceae.